AUGUCCACCCAAGCAGCCCAGGGCAUCCUCUUCACACACGCCACCCCCCAACAAGGCUUUAAGCUCCUUGAACUCCCCUCGGAAUUAGUCGAGUUGAUCUCGAAUGAAGCGCCCAUACUCGAACUAAAAUCCCCUCCUCCCUCACAGGCGCAAUCCCAAUCCGAAUUCGACGAAGCCCCCGACUACGUCCACCUCUGCACCCCCGAUAAAACCUACCAAGUCCGACAAGUCCAGUCUUCGAAUUCGCUACAUAUCCUCCGACCAAGUACCAAUACCGCUAUCGUGGAGAACGAGGUCAAAAACAAUGACGACGAUGACAUGGACAUGGACAUGGACAUGAACACGGAGACAAUGACAUCCAUUGCGAAUUGCGGCUCGACACUGGAACUGUUUAUGCCGAAAGAGGGGUUUUCCGCAGUUCCAUUUUUGGUGAAGACACUGGGUUUUUAUCUGGGAAGUGAAGAUAGGGAGGAUGUGGAUGUGGAUAUGGCUGAUGAUGCUGAGGGCGAGUACGCGAGAAAUGCGAGAAAUGCGAUGAAUGCGCUUUUCGCUGAUAUCCCGGUCUCCAAGGCACAAUGUGAACAGGGCUGGGUGGAACUUUGUGCAUUUGUCUUCCAUUCAAAUUCCAGCACAAAUAAUCCCGGUGCCAAUUGCUGGCGGCCGUCUGCGACAGUCAAAGUCGAUGUCUGGAAGAGAGUCGUGGAGGGCGCGGUGCUACAGGGGAUCAACCUGGAGCAACAAUUCCUGGUCAAAGACCUGUGGAAAUCAGUCCUAGAUGAUAAUGGCGAGGAACCGUUUCCGCGAGGCCUGUUCGAGGCGGUUUUGAGGAGGGUUUGUGAGGCUGAUUCUACUGCUUCCGGGGCGGCUAUGCAAUGGGCGAACAUUGAAAAACCACGUUGUAUACAGUGGAUCGGCGAGACAUACCUAGAAGCAAAAGCGCCCACUGCGAUGUCUGCUCUCGGACGCAGCGAGUUUCUCAAUGCCUGGAAAGAUCAUCUUCCGGAGUCGUGGAGGAGCGAAGUUGCGUUUUCCAAGUUACCUGAGGGAUCGUACAAGCUCCCUGAUCCGACGUCGAUCUGUUUCGUGCAUGAAGGCGAUCGACAAAAGUUGAAGAAGAACUUAUCCACAGAUGCUAGUGCUGCUACUACGGCCAAGAAGUCCAGGAACUGGCAUGAAUUGUUCAAGAACCAGCGCCGGCGUUAA
Aspergillus ruber CBS 135680 is the source of this 1203-nucleotide messenger RNA. RefSeq names its product putative sister chromatid cohesion protein Dcc1. Gene Ontology annotation, biological process: maintenance of mitotic sister chromatid cohesion; mitotic sister chromatid cohesion. Gene Ontology annotation, cellular component: chromosome, centromeric region; nucleus; chromatin. Bases 1 to 1203 code for a protein of 400 amino acids. The transcript has 4 exons. The record is from RefSeq and is a predicted model, not a curated record. Lineage: Eukaryota; Fungi; Ascomycota; Eurotiomycetes; Eurotiales; Aspergillaceae.